This is a messenger RNA of Dioscorea cayenensis subsp. rotundata (Guinea yam), 607 nucleotides long. RefSeq lists its product as uncharacterized. The record is from RefSeq and is a predicted model, not a curated record. Lineage: Eukaryota; Viridiplantae; Streptophyta; Magnoliopsida; Dioscoreales; Dioscoreaceae. Bases 130 to 567 code for a protein of 145 amino acids. The transcript has a single exon.
CUCUUUCCCUUUUCCAGCUCCACAAUCCCACCACCUCUUCCUCCCAUGCACCUCUCCCUUAUAACCCCCCAUCCUCCAUAAUUCCUCUGCUUCUUCAUUGAUUUCCUCUGUAGACAUUGGAAAACCACCAUGCAGAAGAAGAGGAGUACUCCAAUACUAAGGAAAGCAAUGGACCUCAUUGCUCAUUCCAUCACUCCAAUGAGCAAAGUGAGGAAACCCAAGAGUUUUAGGCUUCUCAAGCAUUAUAACUAUGCCUAUGUUGGAGAGUAUGAGUUCUCUCCUUCUAGUACUCCACUCUUUCAGCAUUCCAGAAGGGUGCCUGUAAAGAAGAGAAGUCUUCAUUUCCUUUGUUUUCUCUGUGGUGGUAGAGCUGGUUUCACUGACUCUAGUGCUUUGGAGUCCUUUUCUUUGACUGCUGAUGUUGUGGACUUUGAGUCACCUGAGCCAUUAGAGCUUGCUGGAGAGGAUGAUGAAGAUUCAGUGGACACUAGAGCUGAGAAGUUCAUUGAGAUGUUUUACAAGGAGAUGAGGAUUCAGAGACAACAUUCUCUCUCUGCAUUGUUUUGAUUUAUGCUGUGCAAGUUGCGGUUUUGUUUGCUUUAGUUUA